CACUAGCACCACCACUACCACCACCACCACUAGCACCACCACUACCACCACCAGCUAUGGCCACCACCACCGAGGACAAACACCUGGCUGACGAAGGGCUCCAUAAGCCUGAAGAAGACCUACACUUUAAGGAAUACAUUUCUGAGUUCUUAAAGAUCCGCUGUAGCAACACCUUGGACCUCCGGGGAGAGUUAAGACUGUCCGCCAAGUUUGGCAACACUACGGGCUCCAAGGAACAGGAUCCGGACGAGGACGCCAUGGCGGUGGUGUACAUCGUCUUCGUCCUGCUGUUCUUCGCCACGUCGCUCCUCGUCGUGCUGGUCAAGUACAUCCGUAGGGAGAAGGAGUCGGUCCGUCUGGAGAAGUUCUACGAGGAAUACAUGAACAGACGACACGACAGUUUAAUUGUCUACUUUGAUGAAUCUGGGCGGCUUCUUCAGUCAGUCCCUGGCAGGAAGCCUUCAGGGGCCAAGCCACGACCCUCUACCCCUGAUGCCACGCCCACAACCACGCCCACGACCACUCCUGUAGCCACGCCCACCGUCACCCCUGUAGCCACGCCCACCGUCAAAACUGCACCAGUUUUUCCUGUCAGUAAAACCUAUACCAAACCAACUCCUGUGUAAUAAAGAAACUUGUUCCAUUAGUUCUGUUUUAUUCAAUAAUUUUGUAUUUAUUUUUACAGUUUUCAAUUAUUCUCAAUUUUUUAAUUUAUCUGUUAAUUUAUUCAUAUUGUUAAUGUAUUUGUAUUCUAAUGAGUACAUAGAGUAAGCCUGAUGUAUUUGUUAGCCGUUAAUCGUUGUUGUUGUAUUUAAACACUGUAUGAUGUAUUUUUGAUGUAUAUUGUCAAUGUGGAGUGCAUAUUACGUAUUAUAAUGAUUUAUUGUAUUUUGUGUAUUUUGAGUAUUUUCCUGGUAAAUAUAUAAAUGAAUAUUGUAUAAUGUAUGUUAUAUAUUAUGAUGUAUGCAGCGUAGUGCAUAUCGUAUGCAGCAUAAUGAAUGUUGUUUAUUGUGCAAUGAAUAUUAUUUCAAAUAUAAUGUAUUGCUCAUUGUAUACAUUACACCACAUUUGUAGUAGGUUUGUACAGUCUGUCACACAUUACAUACAUUAUACAACUUCGCUACACAUUUCAUACAAUACUUUAAUACAAUUUGGCUUCAUUAUACAUUGAUGUACCAUAUUAUGCAUACCGUAUGUGGAAUGCACUUGUAUACAUUAUUUUGAAUAAUUUAGUAUAGUUACUUGUAUAAGAACAUGUAUAAAUGAGAAUGAAUAAAUAUA
Molecule: messenger RNA, 1281 nt
Organism: Procambarus clarkii (red swamp crayfish)
Lineage: Eukaryota; Metazoa; Arthropoda; Malacostraca; Decapoda; Cambaridae
Source: RefSeq, a predicted model, not a curated record